Bipolaris sorokiniana ND90Pr is the source of this 1065-nucleotide messenger RNA. RefSeq lists its product as uncharacterized. The coding region runs from base 476 to 688 and encodes 70 amino acids. The record is from RefSeq and is a predicted model, not a curated record. NCBI's taxonomy places the organism in Eukaryota, Fungi, Ascomycota, Dothideomycetes, Pleosporales, Pleosporaceae. The transcript has a single exon.
UGCAACGAGAGCGUCUCACCAUGGUCUCUUGGCCCGCCUUGAAUUUGAAACAUCCACCAUAUCGCACAAUCGCCUCACGUUGGACAUGUCGCCAUACGCAAGGCGUAUGGCUUCUGAGGUAAACAUCAUGCGAGCGGCCAAGAUUUCCAAGAGGUCAGCUCAUGGGCGAAACGACGUGGGUUUGGCCGACGCGCCGUUGCCGUGUGCCUGUCAGUGGAGAUACAUGAACGCUAGCUGUCGCACUCUCGCGAUACUAUCUCGCAGCUGCCCAACAAACAUCACGUUCACUUACUUUUGAUUCUUCACCACAUCGCCGGCGAUAUCUUUUUAUUUCAUUCCCUUUACUGGCAGCCGGCUGUCCAUCUUCCCCGAUUGUAAUCACAAACCUUGCCAUUGUCCCCGCAAACUCCAACGUCAGCCUAAGCCAAAUCUGUCCGACACCAACAAAAAGUCCCCGACAAAUACUCCUUUCAGAAUGAGUUUCUCGUGGCUCGCACCAAUCCUCACACCCGCUGCGCUACGCUCAGUAGAAGCAGACGGCCGACCAGUCAUUACACUAUUCCUUGUCAUCUUCGGCCUCUCGGUUCUCGGCGCGGUGAUCUGGUAUGUCCACUUUGUGACAUCCAAAAUGUACCCGAAGAAGAAGGAAGCGAAGAAGGGAAAGAUGCUCGGCUUUAUCAAGCGGUAGAGCGGGCAAAGCAAUCAGGAAAAAAAAGAAUAAGGGUCCGGUCCAAGCAUCCCAAGCAUCGCUCUGAUCGACCCUCCCCACACGUACAUUUGUCAUCCUCGUGGCUGCAGUGUCCUACGGCUACUACAGCGAUUUUCAUUUUCAAAUACCCCCCUGGAGUGUCGACAUGCGCAUAUCUCUCCGUCGAGUCUUUUCUUUUUCAGCAGACAUAUCCUCCAUCAUCUCCGACCACUUUUCUCCCGCGCGACAAAUUAUCUUCCGACUGGCAUGUAAAAACUGCGUGCGUGUCAACCCGACUUGGAUGCAGACAGUCAAGCAGGCUUCAAGACUACUUUGUACCUUAUUCGCAAAACGUCUUGUGAUACUUUCAAUAUAAU